GGUGGACUCUACUUUCGGUAUAUUGAUGAUUUAUUUAUAGUUAUUAAUUGGCCUGUUCGACAUUUAAUGAAACAAAUUGAACUUUGGAAUCAAUUCGACGAGAAUAUUAAAUUAAAUGCAAAUCUUGGUUCAUUUACGACUUUCCUUGAUUUAUAUAUGGAGAAUCGAGAUGGUGUUCUAUUUACUACAGUUUAUCAAAAACCAUCCUAUGAACCAUAUUAUUUGCCAUUUAAUAGUAUUCAUCCAUUACAUAUGAAAAAGAACAUACCAUUUACAAUGCUCUUUCGUGCAAUUAAAUAUCCGAAUAAAAUUAUUGAACAACAGUUUAAUAAUGUUCUAUUAAGAUUCGAUAUUGAUCAACCAUUGACUGCUAUUAAUUACAAUAAAUAUCGUCAGAAUGUGUUAGAUUCACCCUAUACAGAACCUAUAGAAAUUGAUUAUGAUAAAGUUAUGUUUAUUCACAUUACUUAUUGUUCAAGUAUGAAAGGAUUUCCUUUGAAAUUUCAUACAAUAUGGAAUAAAUAUUUUGGUGAAUCUCCGAUUAAUGAAAUUCGACCUAUACUUGGUACCCGUAAUGUUAAAAAUUUACAGAGACGAUUAACAAAUAUUAUUUAA
Rotaria sordida is the source of this 615-nucleotide messenger RNA. The record is from the annotation of a GenBank genome assembly. NCBI's taxonomy places the organism in Eukaryota, Metazoa, Rotifera, Eurotatoria, Philodinida, Philodinidae.